AUGGUUGGGGAAUCACAAUCUGCGCCGCUUCGUCUCUUAAAUCCUCUUCCUAGCUUCCCGCAAACUCGCGAGAAGAAUGCUUCACCAAAGGUGUUGAAUUUGGUGAACUUUCGGGUUGUGGAGUUAGUUGAAGCAUUCACUCUCUGGCAUCCUAAUUAUUUCUUUCGCAAAGUAGUGGUGCUCUCUAAUUUUCCUUGCAUGGUGUGUGUUAUGUGUGUUGAUGGGAAGUUGCAUGUUUGCACGACUGAAGAUAAGAAUUGGAACAUCAUGGAUUUGGAUUAUAAUGAGACACGUUAUCGAGAUAUAAUCAUUCACAAAGGGCAUGUUUACAUUUUGGAUAGUAAGGGAACCAUUUUUUGGAUUGACCCUUCAUCCUUGAAGUUGGUACAAUAUUCACCCUCACGGUACAGUGAUUAUGGCUUCCGAAAGGAAAUGGUGGAGUGUAAUGGAAGUCUUUAUGUCGUUGAUAUUAUACAUAUUCAGGUUCUGCAUAUUCAAGAGCGAAAGUUUGAAGCUUGUAUUGAAGUUUACAAGCUUGAUGAAGAAUGGGGUAGAUGGGAAAAUGUGAAAAACUUGGGUGAUGUUCUGUUUGUUUUGGGUAACAACUAUAACUUCUCUCUAUCAGCUCAAGAUUAUUAUGGAUGUAAAGGAAAUUGCAUCUACUUCGCUUUCAGAAACACAAUUUUAUGUUUCAGCUUAGAGGAUUCCAAGCUUGAGUUACAUAAUCCUUUAUGGCCUUGCCCCACUCUGUUUAACCCAAAGUUCAAUUUGUAA
This is a messenger RNA of Lotus japonicus, 774 nucleotides long. RefSeq names its product F-box protein At2g26160-like. The transcript has a single exon. Bases 1 to 774 code for a protein of 257 amino acids. Lineage: Eukaryota; Viridiplantae; Streptophyta; Magnoliopsida; Fabales; Fabaceae. The record is from RefSeq and is a predicted model, not a curated record.